AUGGCCAAAUGCCCCGUGGUGAACCUCCCGAUCCGGAUCGGACUAGGCCGCCAUAUUGGCCUGCUGGUACGGUACCCAUCUCCUCCUCGAAACAUACCAUGUUACGUCAUUCAUCGAGAACCCGAUCACAUUGGCCGCGACGACAGGACCCGGCUGCUCGUCCAUUUGAUCACGAACACCCCCCAGCCAGUCAUUACGAACCCUCUGUCGGAUGGAGUGAACCGGCAAUUUGUGACGGCCCGAGACCUAUUAGAAUCUCUUCAGACUAAGAGAAGUGAGUUGCGGGAGGACCGUUGGGAUAUUAUCCAACAGAUUGUAAAUGCAAGAGAGAAGCAAGAGCAGUAUGAGGCCAAUGAGAUAGAUGGCGAUACGCUGAUCUUUGUUUGUGAUUACGGUGAUAUCACCAGUUCAAAACUGUCGGCGAUCGACUCUGAUGAUGAAGGGCUUCGACGGGCCAGCUCUGCACUUGGGGCAUCCAGCGACGGCUCCGGAGAAGCAGGUGAAGACCAUGAACCGACGCCAGGCUCGUCCACACAAACAUCUCCCACUGAUCAGCUUGUCUCGGAGGGGCGCAUCAUAAUCAACAAACCCCGAAGCUCUGGCGCCAAGGAAACCAGUAGCCGUCGUUAUGCGCCUCGUCGACCUCGACAGAGCUUCAAUACGGGUCGAAUGGUAUCGGCGAUUGCGCCACGGACAGGACAGGACUUUUCACCCGCGGUGAAAAUGGGGAUAGAGAAUGGGACGACGCAUCCCGAUGCUGUCAUGGUACCACUAGUUGGAAUCCACCAGGUACCAGCCAAUGUGUUCGGUCGCAAUCUCGACAAUCAUGCUGGGACCAACGCCAUGAUGCAUGCAGCUGUGCAGAGCGGUCAUCUCACUGCAAACCUGCACCCUUCAGCCUGGCCAGGAAUGUUGCCAGACAUGGGGCCUGAUCCACCUCCUGAGAUGUUCGGUAUUCCCUCUAGUAUGGCGCCGCAACCGGCCGGCUUGAGACAUGCGUAUUUCGGUCAGGAGACGCUCGAAAUGGCCAAUGGUAUACAAGGCGGACUGCCUCCGACCGUAGUAAACCCCAUGCUUUACCAGGACUUUGGGGACAGCACCCGACGUUCUCUCCCGCUGCGAGUCGCGGACACACAACAAAGCGCAAUGAUGCCAACGGCAGAUAUCAGCAUGGGAAUGAUGGCUGAUCGUUGCUACAAGCUCGAUCAUUGGUGA
Cladophialophora psammophila CBS 110553 is the source of this 1215-nucleotide messenger RNA. RefSeq lists its product as uncharacterized. The record is from RefSeq and is a predicted model, not a curated record. The transcript has 4 exons. Bases 1 to 1215 code for a protein of 404 amino acids. Lineage: Eukaryota; Fungi; Ascomycota; Eurotiomycetes; Chaetothyriales; Herpotrichiellaceae.